Messenger RNA from Cordyceps militaris CM01, 1566 nucleotides. RefSeq lists its product as uncharacterized. The record is from RefSeq and is a predicted model, not a curated record. The transcript is spliced from 3 exons. The coding region runs from base 1 to 1566 and encodes 521 amino acids. NCBI's taxonomy places the organism in Eukaryota, Fungi, Ascomycota, Sordariomycetes, Hypocreales, Cordycipitaceae.
AUGUCCGGCUUUGACGACAAGAGGCGUCCUACAGCGCUCAACCUGACGCCCGCGCGGUCCGCGACGGCCAACUCGAUGGAGUCGGACGAGUCGUCGCUCAAGCAGCCGCGGACGCCGCGCUUCGCCGAGGCCACGUCGGUGCACUCGCCCGUCGACGAUGCUGCCGCCAGCGGUGCCGCCGCCGCCGGUCAUCGCCAGCAGCAGCACCGCUCGCCGUUUGCCGACCCGGAAAAGCACGAGAUCCAGGCCGUCGGCUUCGGCUACAUCAACAGCAACGACGCCGACGACGCCCCGGCCGGCAUCCCCCCCAGGUCCCCGCUACCCCUCAAGAGCGCCAUGAAGGCCCCCGGCACGCCCGCCCGCCACCUGGAUAACCCCCUCAGCCCGACCUUUCGCGAGGAGGAGAUGCUCGAGAAGCGCGAGCUCUCGACCGAUGCGGAGCAGGCCCGGGAUCUGAAAAUCAAAACCCGCGUCCGCUUGGCCAAGUUUGCCCUCCGCGGCGUCAACUUUAGCUGUUCCCUCAUCAUCCUAGCCAUGAUCUCGUCGUCAUUCGCCAUCUUCAACAGCACCAAGCACCUGCCGAGCCAGAGCAAGAUGCCGUCAUGGGCGCAAAACACCAAGUCGUGGCCGCAGAAGCUCGUGCUCGGCAUGUCGUGCGUGUCGCUCGGGGCGUGCGUCUUCGUCUUCAUCGCCUACUGCCGGGGCGGGCACCGGCGGGCGGAAAAGGUCGGCACGUACUACACCAUGUUCGCGAUUGGGUGGUUCAUCAUCAGCCUGGUGCUGUGGGUGGUGACGGCGGCGCUGUUCCAAAACUCCAAGAACAACUCGGGCAACAAGGACAUGUGGGGGUGGUCGUGCGUCGACAACCAGCGCGCGCACGUCUUCCACGACAAGGUCGACUACGCGCUCGUGUGCCGUCUGCAGAACUGGAGCCUCAUCUGCAUGGUCAUUGAGAUUGUCGUCGAGGUCAUUUGCAUCACGCUCUACUCCGUCGUCUUUUACCGCUACUACACCAAGCGUCGCCUGACAAAGUCCAUGGAUAUGCGCGACCGCGCCCGCUCCGACCUGUACCUCGCCCAGCUGCGGUCCAUGUCGGCCCCCAACACCCCCGGCUUCGUCGGCGCCGGCGCGGGUCCCAAGUCGCCCGCGCUUAGCAGCUACGCCAUGUCGCCCCGUCAUCCGCCCGCCGCCUACCAGAACAUGGGCGGCUCCGUGCCUAACCCCAACACCACCAGCAGCCCCUUCACCCCCGGCGGCGGCAACAACAACGACUCCCAGUUCAACAGCCCCUCGUCGGGCUUCAAGCUGCAGCGCCCGCCCACCAAGGCGCCCUCGGCCACCCCCAAGCUCGGCUCCGGCGCCUUCACCCCCACGUCCACGACGCCGCCUACGCCCUUUGAUCAGGACUUUGCCGCUCCGCCACCCGCGCAGCAGCAGCAGCACCAGCCGCAUGGCCCCCAAGCCGCCGACGAGCCCGUCUACGACGCCGUUCCCAUCCCCGGCGCGUAUGCCGAUCAGGCUGUCAAGAGUCCGCCUGCUGAUCAGCCGACCUUUCGCCAUUACUGA